Molecule: messenger RNA, 3391 nt
Organism: Athalia rosae (coleseed sawfly)
Lineage: Eukaryota; Metazoa; Arthropoda; Insecta; Hymenoptera; Athaliidae
Product: NF-X1-type zinc finger protein NFXL1
Exons: 5
Coding region: 160-2631 (823 amino acids)
Biological process (GO): regulation of DNA-templated transcription
Cellular component (GO): nucleus
Molecular function (GO): zinc ion binding; DNA-binding transcription factor activity, RNA polymerase II-specific; RNA polymerase II transcription regulatory region sequence-specific DNA binding
Source: RefSeq, a predicted model, not a curated record
CGCAGUAAUCGAAUUUAUUCCACCGGUGUUUUGUGUGACGGAUACAGUGGUUGGGUAUUAUGGUUGUGUGAUUUUUAAGAGGAUUUUGUGAGAAUCUUGAGGUUAUAUGGUUGUUUAUACCGUGUUUAUUCAGCUGAAAGGAAUGAAAUAGGCCCUGAAAUGAGGAAAUUCAAAAGGGCGCAAGCGCAAAAUCAAGCUGCUAUUAAAAAGCACAUGGUAACUCAUCCACUGGUAGAAUCAUCCAGUGAUGAAGAGGAUGAGUCUGGACAAGAAAUAUUGGAAAAAGCAGUUGGCAAUGUUUUAACAUCUUACCAGGAUCAGGGAGGGGACCCAGAAAAAAUUUUGUCUUAUUUAGCGGAUACCUUUCAAUCCAAUGGAGCUGUUUGCCUAAUAUGUAUUUCGUCAGUGAAGAAAACAGAUGCGAUAUGGAGUUGCGGUAGAUGUUACUCGUUUAUGCAUUUAUCUUGUAUUCAACAUUGGAUUCGAGAUAGUUUGACUUAUAAACGCGAUCGUGGAAUUUCUCAAGUUUGGGCAUGCCCAAAAUGUCGUACCGAGUAUGAAGAAGACCAGGUUCCACAACAUUACGAAUGUUUUUGUGGAAAGAUGAGGAAUCCGCCCUACCAGCCUUGGUGUGUACCACAUUCUUGUGGAGAAGUAUGCGGAAAGCUUCUUCAACCAAAAUGCGGUCAUUCGUGUGUCCUACUCUGUCAUCCUGGACCUUGUCCUCCAUGUCCAAAAAUGGUUUCAUCAAAGUGUUACUGUCUCAAGCAGCCAGCACGUCCACGACGUUGUAAUGCCAAAGAGUGGAGCUGUGCUACUGUCUGUGGAAAAAUUUUAAAAUGUUCUCAACAUACGUGCAGGAAAAUGUGUCAUUCCGGAGAUUGCCCACCCUGUAAGGAAGAAGUUUCAGCAUCCUGUCAUUGUGGAAAUGAAACUGAACUCAGACAUUGUUUCGAUAAGGAUUGGCGGUGCAAUAAACCUUGCAAAAAGUCUUUAUCCUGUAACAUCCACAUAUGUCAGGGUACUUGUCAUGCGCCUGGUGAUUGUGGGGAUUGCUUGACGGCUAAAAACAGGACAUGUCCAUGUGGGAAAAUCAAGUACAGGAUAUCUUGUAAGCAGGAUGCGCCUACAUGUGGCGAUACAUGUGAGAAGUUAUUGGAUUGUGGAUCACAUUAUUGCAAUAAACGUUGUCACCUAGAUAGCUGCGGCCAAUGCUUAGAGGUUGUAACUAAAUCUUGUAAAUGUGGUGCUCAUCAGAAGGAGUUAGCUUGCGCCAAAGUAUUUCAUUGUGACACAAAGUGCAAGCAAAUUCGAUUAUGCGGACGUCAUCCGUGUAAUAAAAAAUGCUGUGAUUGUGUUAAGAAAAAUAAUUUUUAUGCCUGCGAAAAGACAUGUGACCGUACUUUGAGUUGUCGCAAACACAAAUGUCCAGCUCCUUGUCACAGUGGCCCUUGCUAUCCAUGUCCUCUGACAGAUACGAUACAAUGCCGAUGUGGAUCGAGUAAAAUUGUGAUACCAUGUGGAACUGCAAAAAAAAUUAAGCCACCUCACUGCAAUAAAAUGUGUAAAAUUCCACCUAUUUGCCAUCAUUCGAAACGAGAGUCACACAAAUGUCAUCAAGGACAGUGUCCACCUUGCAAGAAGCAAUGCACUUUAACGCUAAAAAAAUGUGGUCAUAUAUGUCCAGCCCCUUGUCACACAAAGGUUUGGGUGAAAGUGAAUGGCAUCACUCAGCCAGCUGGGCCGUGGGAAAAACAAAAGGACAAAAUGCAGUUGAAAACGUUACCCUGCCCACCUUGUCAAGUUUCAGUGAUGGUUACAUGUUUAGGUGGGCAUGAAACUUUACCAUGGCCAUGUCACGAAGCAGUGUCAACAUCUUGUCAAAGACCAUGUGGUCAGCUGUUGAGCUGUACAAAUCAUACGUGCACGCUAGCGUGUCAUGUUGUACAAGAUUCUGGAGAUAAUGCUCAACCGACCCCAUGCGAAGAAUGUGAAAAGCCGUGUGUGAUUCCAAGGCCUGAAGGAUGUACCCAUGUAUGCCCCAGCAUUUGCCAUCCAGCUCCGUGCAAACCCUGCAAGCAAAUUGUUCGCCUCCCUUGUCACUGUGCCAUUAACACUUUGUACAUAAGAUGUUCUGAGUUAACAUCUGCAAGCGUUGAAAGAAAGAUAGAAAUCUUCAAAUGUGGCAAUCAGUGUCCUAAAAAUUAUCCAUGUGGGCAUCGAUGUGUGGACGAUUGUCAUCCAGGUUUAUGUAAAAGUGCGGGAGAGUGUAAUAAGAAAGUGAAAAUAUCGUGCAAGUGUAAGAGAUUGAAAAAAGACUUUUCCUGCCUUCUGAUACGAUCGGGUAACGCGAUUGUAGAAUGCGAUGAGGUGUGUGAUGAAAAGAAGAAAGAACGAAUUCAAGCUCAAGAGGCUGAAGCAGCAAAGAAGAGGAAGGAGGAAGCACUGCGCAAUCAAAGAGAGGUAGAGAAAUUUGAAAGAAAAUUCAAACCUAGACGUAAAUGUAAAGACAAAUCCAAUGAUGAACCCUGUGUUGAGAAAUCUAAAUGUAAUUACCUGAAAUGGCUUACAGCCUUAUUGGUAAUCAUAAUUGCUUGUCUAGUCACUUUUUUCGUCUUCAACAUACAAUGAACGAUUUCUUGUCAGUUUUCCAUUUUACCAAAAAUAUUUUAGUUCCACAUGUAUUGGCCAUUUAGUGCUUGAAAACAUGGUUAGAAUAAGAUAAGUAAAUCAUUAAUUUUCCAACGAUAGUAGCUCUUGAUAUUCAAGCUCUUUAAACCAAAAAAUUUAUAUAUUUUACGAUUCAAGUUUUAUCAGCAUAGUAUACUAAACUUACUAUUUUUAAAUCCUUGAUGGGGCAUAAACACUGUGUUACAGGUUUUAGCAGCCUUACUUUUCGUACUAUACACCAAAUAUGCUUAAAAUAAUUGUCACGCACACGGAUAUUAUUGUGCACAUAAUUUACUGCGUAUGACUGUUGUGUAUAUACAAAGUUUCAUUCGAAUUUACACAAGUACAAUGUACUUUACAAAGAUUCAUUUGUAUUUGUAAUUCUAUAAAUUACAGUAUGUAAGUUGAUUAUUUCAUUUGAGAUAACAGUUGAUGAAGAGUAUUUGUACCUAGCAAGGUUGAUUUUUAAUCGUUUCAUGGCUACCACCAAAUCUGGCAACUUAUUUAGCGAAAAAUUCGUAUAGCUACAUUCUUGGUCAAUAUAUUUAUAAUCAACCUUAUCACGCGUACACUGUAGAUUAAUGUGGCCCAAUUUUGAUACCUUAAUAAUAAGGUUUGGAAUAAAUGGUUAGCAAAUUUUUUCAAAAAAAGACACUUUAUUUGUUAUCCAACAAACAUGCAAAAGUACAAAAUUUCCAUCCAAUAAAAUAUUUAGAUGAUA